Molecule: messenger RNA, 1377 nt
Organism: Cyclocybe aegerita
Lineage: Eukaryota; Fungi; Basidiomycota; Agaricomycetes; Agaricales; Hemipholiotaceae
Source: the annotation of a GenBank genome assembly
AUGACCACUCAAAUCAUGGACACCAAAGAAGCGAUCGUGGCCAACGCCUCCUACCACUCGCGCCUCCUCAACACCAUAUCCUCUUUAGAGUACGUCCCCGCCGCGCGGAAGCACCAAGCGGAAUACGUCAAGGACCUCGAAGGCCAGCUCGCGGCAGGGAAGAAGAGGGUGGCGGCGCUCGCUGAGAAGACGAAGAAAGAGCGGAAGGAGCACGAGGACCUGAGAGACUCGACCGCGAGGCGGCUUGCAGCGAAACUCACUGGGAGGAGAGAGAAGUGGGAAGAGAAGGAGAGCAAGGAGGAGAGGGAGUACGUUGAAGCAUUGGAACGCGAGAUAAACGAGAGAGAGAGCCAGAGCUCUAUCGAGAUGCUACGCGAGGAAGGGAAGAACGUAAUGAUAGACCUGACGGAGAAAGAAACGCUGUAUGAGUCUGCGAAGGCUGAGCUACAAGUUCUAUACAGUCGUAUUUUCGAUGGACCCACUCAAGAUUUCCCAGAGGACGAUCGCCUCGAAUAUGACCUCGAUGCAGCGCUCAAACGAUAUAGCGAGCUACAAGCGCGAUUGAACGCCGAGAGCCGCGCGGCGGAGCUCCUCGCACGGGCAGCACGCUGCAUGCAGAGCUGUUCCGACAACGUGCAGGAAGCUCUAGGUUAUUCACGAUAUGAUAUGUGGGGAGGAGGAUCGAUGGCCGACAUGAUGGAACGCAAUGCAUUGUCGAAUGCCCGAGGGAACGCGGCGCAGGCAGAGAUGUUCGUAGAGCAGGCAAAGAGCUUCUCUCCGGCCAUUAGGCCAAUAAGGAGAGUUCACAUCGCGGAGGGGUCACUGCUGGGCGACGUCCUCUUCGACAAUAUCUUCACUGACAUAGCGUUCCAUACGAAGAUCAAAGAAUCUGCCGCUGAAGUCCUUCAAGCCAAUAAAAGACUAAGGGAAGAACGAGAGGCUGCACGACGACGCGCCGACGCCGUAGGCUACGAAGUGAGCGAGGCAGCGAGACUUCUCGACACACGUCGGAAGGAGCUGGACCACUUCAGGCGGGCGACCUUCGAGAGCUUUGUCGCCCAAAACCCGCCACCGCCCGAUUACGAUAAUAUCGUCGCCAAACCAUCCAACCAGCCGUCUGGUGCACCACCAGCAUUCCCUGUCCCGAACGUCGCUCCCAGCGCUGAGGGUGACGCCGAAAUGUCGACGGUACCGUUGACAGCCUCACCACAGCCACAGGCAGCAACAUCCUCCACUGCCGGAAUCGGGAUGUUGGGAGUCCAGAUGCCGGAGCCAGAGCACCAAGCGCAGAGUCAGAAGCCGGGUUUGGGGUGGGGAAGCAGGAACCCCUUCGCCGCUGCGAUCGCUGAGCAGACGAGGAAAUUAUCGGUAGACUAA